AUGACUGACCCGUACUAUUGUCUACGCUGUUCCUCAAUAGCGAUUGGAGUUUAUAACUUGGUAAAGACUAAGUUUUGUCAACAAUACUUUUGCUGAUAACAAACCAAAUAAAUAGAAUUUUUAGAUCUAUUGUCUAUUCCAAUUUGGGGUGUUGGGAUGGCAAACACAUGUCGUAAAGACGUUCCAAUGGGAGUACGAGAAUCGGCAGUUACCUCCGACUCACGCGUAAGCCACUUUCCUAUUUGUGCCUACAACAAUAUAACUUAUCUAAAAUAGUAUUCUUUAGUGUUGAUGGGUUCCAAGCGCGGUUUCCCGGUCUCUAUGCCAUCUAUACCGAGACUCCGGAGAGACGAAAGAUCAAUGGUAAGGCCCUCCCCUAUCUGUACCUUAUUGUUUUCAGCUCUUUAUGUCAUCGUUUUGAUAAGUAUCGGAGUAACUUUUGUACAUCUACUUACCACUUGUCUCUUAUUAUAUGGAGUCAUCAAGGUGAGUGAACCCCAAAAUAGCUUUAUUGAACAUUUAGAGGAACCAUUCGUUGAUUUGCCCGUGGUUUUUCACCUGUGCGCCCUUAAUCAUCCUCACCACGGCUUAUGCGAUUCUCUGGUGGAGUGGCGACAUUUUUAACGAACAACUGACCGCCUCGGUCGCUGAAUUCGUCUUCUCUUUGGCGAUUAAUGGGCCUUGCUUCAUUGUGGUGCUAAUGUAUUAUUUGCGGAUAACGGGAUCGCUGACAUCCGAUAAAAUUGGGAAGAAUCAGGAGAAGAGGGACAAGAAUCUGCCGUCCGAUGUCCCGUCUUUCUAUCCAAAAAUGCCUCCACAACCACCAUAUGAGAUGAGGAGGAAGUUGAGACGGCGCGAGUCCAGAUCUCCACUUCGACCUCAGUCUGAGCCAAGAAGGGGAGUUCCAAUUGGUCAGGGGUACAAGAACAACCAAGGACAAUAUCCAAGACCGGAUUUCAGAUAUCCCGGAGAAGAAUACAGAUAUCCAAGCCCUUAUGAAGUGAGGAGUCGACAGCAAAUGUCUCGAGCUGACUCUAGACAGCCUCUGCAACGAUUAGAAGGCUAUAAUCAGCCAACUCAGUCAGUUGGAAGACCCGUGGAUACCCGACAAAAUAGGCCUAGUACCAGACAAUCCAAGCGAUCGUCUAGCCGCAGAACCCAAUCCAGAUCCACGUCAGCCGCUCCAUAUUACAACCAGCAGUUGAAACGGCGGAGUCCUCAGCGAGUUUCGUUCAGCAAUCGGCCCAGAGUUUAUCAGCGGACCCCUUCAGACUCCACUUCCAAUGGGCCGAAAUUGGAAAUCCAAACUGUCAUAUAA
Bursaphelenchus xylophilus (pine wood nematode) is the source of this 1318-nucleotide messenger RNA. The record is from the annotation of a GenBank genome assembly. Lineage: Eukaryota; Metazoa; Nematoda; Chromadorea; Rhabditida; Aphelenchoididae.